AUGGGGAAGUCAGCCUCAAAGCAAUUUGCAGAGGAGGUGCUGCAGAGCCAUAACGAGUACAGGAAAAAGCACCAGGCUCCAGCACUCAAGCUGAGCAACAAGCUGAGUAGAGAGGCUGCCCGAUAUGCUGAGAGUCUGGCUAGCACACGCAUCCUAAAACACAGUGAAGAAUCCAGUAGGGGAAGCUGUGGGGAGAACCUGGCAUGGGCCUCCUACGACCAAUCAGGAAAGGAUGUGGCAGACCGCUGGUACGAUGAAGUGAAACACUACAACUUCAACUCUCCUGGUUUUACUUCUGGCACUGGCCAUUUCACAGCAAUGGUGUGGAAGAACACUACGACGCUGGGUGUCGGUAAAGCCAUUGCUUCUGACGGUUCUUCCUUCGUGGUCGCCAGAUACUUUCCAGCUGGAAAUAUUACCAAUCAAGGACACUUUGAAAACAACGUCCUCCCUGCUAAAGCCCCUAAUUCUCCCUCUUAA
Molecule: messenger RNA, 480 nt
Organism: Nerophis lumbriciformis (worm pipefish)
Lineage: Eukaryota; Metazoa; Chordata; Actinopteri; Syngnathiformes; Syngnathidae
Source: RefSeq, a predicted model, not a curated record